Molecule: messenger RNA, 1575 nt
Organism: Phytophthora infestans T30-4
Lineage: Eukaryota; Oomycota; Peronosporomycetes; Peronosporales; Peronosporaceae
Product: exoglucanase 1 precursor
Exons: 1
Coding region: 1-1575 (524 amino acids)
Biological process (GO): carbohydrate metabolic process
Molecular function (GO): hydrolase activity, hydrolyzing O-glycosyl compounds
Source: RefSeq, a predicted model, not a curated record
AUGCAUACUCCUAGUGCUCUUCGUCUUGUGGUCCUCGCCGCGAUGGCAGCCAUGACCGCCCACGCUCAGCAGGCUGGCUCCAACAAGGCCGAGACCCACCCGCCGUUUACGACGCAGACCUGCACUAAGAGUGGCUGCACUGAUGAGGACACGUCCAUUGUGCUGGACGCCAACUGGCGCUGGUUGUACAAGGAGGGCACGUCGACGAACUGCUACACCGGAAACAAGUGGGACACGAGCAUCUGUUCGGACCCCAAGACGUGCACGUCGAGCUGUGUCCUUGACGGUGCCGACUACACCGGCACGUACGGCGUCAACGUCGAGGGCGACAGCGUCAGCCUCAAGUUGGUCACCAAGGGUCCGUACAGUACCAAUGUGGGAUCGCGCUUGUACGUCCUGGAGUCCGACGAAAAGUACAAGGUCUACAAGCUACUGAACCAGGAGUUCACGUUCGACGUGGACAUUUCGAAAGUUGACUGUGGUCUGAACAGUGCGCUGUACUUCGUUGACAUGGAGGCCGACGGUGGCAUGAAGCGUUUCCCCACCAACAAGGCUGGUGCCAAGUACGGCACGGGCUACUGCGAUGCUCAGUGUCCUCAGGACCUUAAGUUUAUCAGCGGUGAGGCCAACAUCCUUAACUGGACCCCAAGCAAGACGGACCCCAACGCCGGUACGGGUAAGUACGGCUCGUGCUGUGCCGAGAUGGACAUUUGGGAGUCCAACAGUAUCAGUAACGCGUACACGACGCACCCGUGCACGACAAAGAUUGGCGGCUCUCACCGUUGCUCUACGGCCAAGGAGUGCGGUGUUGCUAAGAACCGCUACAACGGUGUUUGCGACAAGGACGGCUGCGACUUCAACCCGUACCGUAUGGGCAACAAGACGUUCUUCGGACCCGGUUCGGACUUCGCCGUUGACACGACCAAGAAGAUGACGGUGGUGACUCGUUUCAUCACGGAUGAUAACACGGCCACCGGCACUUUGGUUGACGUCCAGCGUUUCUACGUCCAGGACGGUGUGACCCUCGAGAUGCCUCGCUCCACUUUUCCGGCUGUCAAGACCAUGAAGUCUCUGACGGACAAUCAGUGCUCUGCUGCCAAGAAGCUUUUCGGUGACAAGGAUGAUCACAAGGCUAAGGGUGGACUCGCGCAGAUGGGUGAGGCCAUGAAGAGCGGUAUGGUGCUGACCAUGAGUCUGUGGACCGACCACGCUGCUCAGGUCUUGUGGCUUGACUCGGACUACCCCGUGACUGCCGAUCCUAAGAAGCCUGGUGUCUCGCGCGGUACGUGUGCCAAGACGACGGGUGUCCCCAAGGAGGUCAUUGCCGAGCAGGCCGAUGCUACCGUUGCCUUCAGCAACAUCCGUGUCGGUGACAUUGGCUCGACGGUGAAGGGCGUGGGUGUCUCGAAGAAUACUACUACCAAGAAGGCCGCCACCACCCCGGCUACUGAGACGGCCAAUGAGGCUGACCCGGAGGAGGUUGGUGCCGACGCGGACCCGGAAGAGGUUGGCGCUGACGCGGACACUGAGGAUGCUCCAAGCACGUCGACCAGCUCGUGCAAACGCCGACACUAG